This is a messenger RNA of Conger conger (European conger), 3735 nucleotides long. RefSeq names its product von Willebrand factor A domain-containing protein 7-like. Lineage: Eukaryota; Metazoa; Chordata; Actinopteri; Anguilliformes; Congridae. Bases 146 to 3268 code for a protein of 1040 amino acids. The transcript is spliced from 18 exons. The record is from RefSeq and is a predicted model, not a curated record.
AUCACUUACCCUUACCAACACCACCCACAUGACCGAAACCUCUGCACCUCUCCUGCCUCCUCAUCCACAUAAUCAGAGUUCAAAAGAAUGAGUCUCUUUACACCUCUCUUAUCUCAAUCUGCAAGCCACAACUUCUAGCACACUGAUGGGCUGGACUCUGCAUGUACUCCUGCUGGGCCUGCUACUGCCAGGGUUGCAGGCCUUUAAGCCUUUACUGGGAAACUCCAUCACCCACCAGAAGAUAACUGAGAUGGCCAUCCUGCGCAAAACCACAGAGGUCUGCCGAGCAUUGGCCAUCGCCGAGGGGAGAGAUUUCCCCAUUCCUACCGGUGGAAGACUGUCUGCAUCUAUAGUGCAGAGAGCCUGCUCACCCGGCUCUCUGUGGUCCACUGUCAAUUUCAAGGCCUCCAUCAUAACAAUGUACUUGAGCAAUGCAGCCGUGGAUAUCAUUUACCUUCUGAGUGAUCGGCACCACUUUGAUGGGGAGGAAUUCACGGACGGCCGGGCCCUCAUCACAGAUGGCAUGGCCAGCAUAAAGGCCAAUGUCCGGCAGGAGAAUUUUAUCUCAGCAAGAUUUACCCUGGGGAAGAUCUGCCACACCCUGCAGGAUUUUUACAGUCACAGUAACUGGAUUGAACUGGGAAAAAAGCAUCCAAACACCAACCUGAUCCGACCAGAUGAAAGCAUCGGAAACAUAGCAGAUAAAGACACCCGGACCUGCAGAAGCUGCAUUGGGGGAGACUGCAGGGACAACAUCCUGCCUGAAAUCAUCAGUGAAGGAAAAAUAACCUCUGGGUACUUCAAUAUAUUCUCAUCCUCAAAACCUGCAGGGAAGUGCAGUCAUGGAGGGUCAGCAGACCGUACUAGUCAGCGAGACCCAACUGGCGGGAUCAACAAGGAUAAUGAAGGAGCAGAUCAUGAACACCUGCAUCGUGCUGCUGCUGCCAUGGCUGAGAACGCCACUAUGGAGCUGCUGGAGGACAUUCGGAGCGCCAGCGGGGAGAGCAACUUCCUCCGGCUCAUGGGUAUCACUCGUUCCUCUGUGCUAUGUUUUGUGAUUGACACCACGGACGGCAUGGCUGAUGACAUUGUGGAGGCAAAGAGGGUGGCAUUUUCAAUCAUCGACAGUAAGAAAGGCACUGAGGAUGAGCCAUCCUCCUACAUCCUGGUGCCCUUCAAUGACCCAGGAUUUGGACCUCUGACUCGGACAAGAAACUCCAACAUCUUUAAGCAGAGGAUUAAUGCUCUAAGUGCAACUGGUGGGGGUGACGAGCCAGAGAUGAGUCUAUCAGGACUGCUGCUGGCUCUCAGCAGUGCCCCUGCAUCCUCUGAGAUUUUUGUGUUCACCGAUGCCUCGGCCAAAGAUGUUCACCUGAGGAGCACAGUCAUUGCUCUGAUUGAGAGCACCAAGUCAGUUGUGAACUUCUUGUUGACGAAUGCUCUCUCAGCUCGGCGUCGAAGGGACAGUAAUGGCAAUGUUAGCACCCGCAUGAGUCCCCUGGGGAAUCAGCUGUACCAGGAACUGUCCGAGGCAUCUGGGGGGCAGGCCAUAGUGGUCACCAAGGACACGCUGCCCCAAGCCACUGACAUCAUUGUGGACUCUUCCACCACAGGCCUGGUGACAGUUCUCCAGGUGGUGAGGAAUCCAGGAAGAACAGAUAAUUUCAGCUUUACAGUAGAUGCAUCCUUGAGGAACAUUACCACAUACCUCACUGGCAGCUCUCUCACCUUCAGUCUCAUCAGCCCGUCAGGUGUGUCUCAGAGCAGUUCUGCUUCAGACGGGCCCCUGGGUACAAUAAAGGUAGUAGGGAACCUGCACACGAUUUGCUUGGACACCCAAACAGGAUUAUGGGAAAUCAGAGUCACCUCAACACAACCAUACACUCUGAAGGUCACAGGGCGAAGCAACAUAGAUUUUGUCUACAACAUUGUAGAGGACCUUGAGGGGUCGGGGAGUGAUUUCACCUUGAAAGAGGGUCGUCUCCAAGCAGGUGGGAGUGGCACCUUGUUGCUGUCUGUGGUGGGUGGGGAUUCCCUCACAGUGACAGAGGUGUCCCUGGUGGAGGUAUCUGGUUUGAGGGUGGAAAACAGCACCUUGAAGCCAUUGGGGGAAGGGGAUUAUCUGGUCUCUGUGGAGAAGGUCCCGGAUGAAAGUUUUGUUAUUCUGUUGAAGGGGGUGGAUGGGAUGCUCCGGUCCCCCCAGAACAGCUUCCAGAGGCAGUCCAACACCCAGCUGAGGGCUUCCACCCUGACUCUCACAGCCUUGGCUAAUGGCACCAUGGAACCUGGGGUGCAAUUCACUGUUCCUUUCACUGUGUGGUCCAAUGGGACGGCGGGACAUUACACCAUCCGCUCCCGAGACGACAGGGGAUUCAUCACCUCUGCACCAUCCAGCCUGCCUUUGGAUAGCGGGGGAAGUGCUCAGGGGUCAGUACAGCUGGAGGCUCCUGGCAGUACACCCUCAGGCACAGACGUCACACUCACCAUUGAGGCUGAGUCCCCCAGUGGCGGCAACUCCAACUAUGUGGUGCUCCGCCUCACUGUCCUCAACCAGGUGACAGACUUCAGCCGACCUGUGUGCCAGGUAGAGAGCGUGAGCAGCAACUGCUCCAUGAACUGCAGUGAAUCGAGGUGGGAGCUUUCAGCUAACCUGACGGAUGGGAACGGGACAGGCAUCCAAACAGUGUCAUUGCGCGUGGGGGAUGGCACCCUUGACACCACCACCUCCCUGGGGGAGGGGGGCAUCAACAUCACCUUUGCAACAUACAAUGCCUCCUGCUGCUCGCCAAAUGUAGAGUUAGUGGCGGUGGAUGCCGUGGGCAAUGUGGGCACAUGCUUCCAUUCCAUCAGAGACUCUGGCAUCACUGUCCUCAACCAGGUGACAGACUUCAGCCGACCUGUGUGCCAGGUAGAGAGCGUGAGCAGCAGCUGCUCCGUGAACUGCAGUGAAUCGAGGUGGGAGCUUUCCGCCAGCCUGACGGACGGGAACGGGACAGGCAUCCAAACAGUGUCAUUGCGCUUGGGGGAUGGCACCCUUGACACCACCACCUCCCUGGGGGAGGGGGGCAUCAACAUCACCAUUGCAACAUACAAUGCCUCCUGCUGCUCGCCAAAUGUAGAGUUAGUGGCGGUGGAUGCCGUGGGCAACGUGGGCACAUGCUUCCAUUCCAUCAGAGCCACACCAACCCCUGCCCCCAGCAGUGCUACUGCCCUCAGGGUGCUGCUCCUCCUCAUGUCCACUGCCCUCCUGUCUGCCUUUCAGGCCUGAACCACACUCAGGAGCUCUAACAAUGAGGCUAGUAACCUGUGGGCACUCCUUAGAUAGCAACUUCUGCAUAGUUCAGCCAUUCAUAAACAAAUUAUCUUCAUAUCUUCUUUGCUUGGAAAUGAUUUGGGGUCAUCCUCCUUUAAGAAUACAUUAUGCUAGAACACACCAAUUAGUUGGUCAGCCAUAUUGAAUGUUGUAGCUUGUGGCAUUGCUGUGAUGUCUGUUAAGAGGGCAUUAUGAUUAGGCAGAUGAAUAGUAUCACAAAUUAAAACUUUCAUGUUUCAUGUGCAAGAUUUUUUUAACAAGACAUGAGAUCGUAUUUGUUUAUUAAUAUGCAACUUAAUUGUGCAAAUAAAUUACGGCCUUUAGACCACACUCCACUACAUUGUACUCCCUCUGACUGGACUCCCCCAUGUCAAUAAUUGUACAUUAUAUCAAUAUACUUCAAUAAAAGAAUCUCCACUUCA